UCCUCUCUCUCCUUCUCUGCUUCCUGGCUGCAAUAUUGUGAGCAGCUUUCCUCUGCGCAAACCCUCCCACCAUGCCUUCCAGGCUUGACCAACUAUGGACUAAAACUAUGAGCAGAAAUUAACUUCUACUCCUUUAAGUUGCAGGUGUCAGGUAUUGUGUCACAGUGAUGUAAAAAGUGAUUAGUGAUCUUUAAUAUAAGAAUUUCAGAGGAACAGAGACAUUUAUUCUAUAGCAACAGUAAAAGGUGGGGAGUUAAUUAGUAACCCAACACUGGCAGUGGCCUAGUAGGUGUAGGAUUGCCACACAAGGCUGAAAGAUAUUUCUUAACCAGAGCUUUUGGGAGAAUGCAGCAGAAGUGCUCUACUGAGUAAGGGAGUGCCAUUCAGGCUUUGAGGACAGAGCUUUGAGUUUUGUGGCACCACUGGCAAAACAAGGAGCAAUGCCCUGAGCUGGAGCUGGGUGUGGCUUUGUACCAGCAAAUGGCAUGGCCCAGGAGCCAGGCUAGGGCCUGAGGAUGUGCAAACAGCUGGGAAAGAUGGCAGUGUCAGCGACAGCUAGAAGUGAGGACGUGGCUGGAGAGUCACUGCCAGGUGGGAAGCUUGGGCAGCAAAGCCAGCAGCUCCCAGGUGAUGGCAAAGAAAGGAAGGAAGGCCUGGAGUACACAGGAGAGGUGCAGGGGAGGAGGAUUCUCAUUAGAAAAUUGAGGAUGGGGAAAACUUUCCUCUUUCAUUGCCUGAUUGUCUCCGGGGGGAUCCAAAUCCCCGACCCGAUGUGUCACACACCAAGAUACUGUAGCCCAGCAUGGAGGGGCUGCUUCAUGCCUGAAAGAUUAAAGGAAAUGUCUGAAGAGACCAGGAAGCCCACCACUCCCUACCCUUUUCCCUGCCUGCUGUCCACAGAGAGGGGGCUCUGCUCUGUACUUUUGGGAGGAAGCAGAUGAAUAGGGAAAGGAGCCAGAGACCAUGAACUGCCUGGGGGCCCAGCAGGGAUGGGACCCAGAAGAAGUUUGGUGUGUGAAGGGUUGUCCCCUCCUGGGGUGAGCCAAUAUGCCCUUCCUGGCCCCAGAUCCCCCUGGGCCAAGGCUGAAAUCACAAGUCAAGAUGGCUGUUCCCACAGGAGAGAGGAAGUCUUGCUGCUGAAGGGAGGGGUCCUUGGCCUCCACAGCUGGCCACAUGAGGGUGCCACUGGGCCUCCUGCUCCCUGUCCUCCUGGUGGAGCUGCUGGUACCCAGCUGGGCCCUCCAACCCCAUUCGCCAGAAUCCCAGGCAGGGCUGGAGACUCUGGAGCCCAAGGAUUCUCAGAACCAGACCUGGGGGGACAUGCAGGGUCCCCCUGAUGAAGAGGAGGAGGAAAAGGAGAAGGGGGAGGCCUGGCUGAGGGCCUGCGUGCAGCAGCUCUCUAAUGCGACUUCAAACCUUGGCUUCAGCCUGCUGCGAAAGAUCUCCAUGCAGCACGACGGCAAUGUGGUCUUUUCACCACUUGGUGUGGCCUUGGCCAUGGCAGGCUUGAUGCUGGGGGCCAACGGGCAGACCAGAGCCCAGGUGGAGCAUGGACUGCAGCUACAGGCGUUAAGUGAGCCGCAGCCUCUGCUCCUGCCCGCCCUCUUCAAGCAGCUCCGAGAGACUUUCUCCGGGAGCCUCGAAUUGGGCCUUGACCAAGGGAGCUUUGCCUUCAUCCACAAGGAUUUCGAUGUCAAGGAGACCUUCCUCAAUUUAUCCAAGAGGUAUUUCGAUACAGAGUUCGUGCCUACAAAUUUUCGAAAUGCCUCAGAGGCCAGAGGGCUCAUGAAUUAUUACAUUAACAAAGAGACUCAGGGGAAAAUUCCCAAGCUCUUUGAUGAGAUUAUUCCUGAAACCAAAUUAAUUCUUGUGGAUUACAUCUUGUUCAAAGGGAAGUGGCUGACCCCCUUCGACCCUAUCCUCACGGAAGCUGACACUUUCCACCUGGACAAAUACAGGGCAGUGAAGGUGCCCAUGAUGUACAGGCAGGGAAAGUUUGCCUCCACCUUUGAUAGAAAUUUUCACUGUCAUGUUCUUCAACUGCCCUUCCGAGGAAAUGCCACCAUGCUGGUGGUGCUCAUGGAGAAAAUGGGAGAUCACCUUGACCUGGAAGACUAUCUGACCACAGACCUGGUAGAGACGUGGCUCAGGAACAUGAAAACCAGGAAAAUGGAGGUUUUCUUUCCCAAGUUCAAGCUGGACCAGAAGUAUGAGAUGCACGAACUGCUCAAGCAGCUGGGUAUCAGAAGAAUCUUCUCGCCUUUGGCUGACCUCAGUGGACUAUCAGCUACUCCAAGAAAUCUGCAGGUGUCCAAGGUUUUACAACAAUCAGUGAUUGAAGUUGAUGAAAAAGGAACAGAGGCAGUGGCAGGAACCCUGUCAGAAAUCAUUGCUUACUCCAUGCCUCCCAUCAUCAGAGUGGACCGCCCAUUUCACUUCAUGAUCUAUGAGGAAACCUCUGGGAUGCUCCUGUUCCUGGGCAGGGUGGUGGACCCGACUGUCCUGUGACUCGUGACAUGCAUGAGCAUUCAGCGCGACAGCAGGUGCUGAAGUGGAGGCAUCUGCACCCACACAGGACAUCCCGCUGAGUGGCCGAGGAAAGGCACAUCCCUGAUGUCCUCAGCUGCUAUGGGCUGUUCUCAAAUUAACACACAUAUUAAAGUGACACACGUUUAAAGGAGAUGUCUGUGCAAUCCAUCUGGCAUUUAAACCUGGUCCUAAGGCCCUUAGUUAAGUGCUGGAAGCCAGCUCACAUAUCUGGACUUGACACCCAGUAGACUGGAACCCAAAUCCACAAUGAGGCCUUUGAGGGGAGGACGUGCAAUCUCCUUGAGUCAUGUUUCUCUGUCCACUUCUGAUAUAAAGUAAGCAUUUCAUUUUAAUCUGUUACAGAAUAUUUCUGCUGACUAAAGUUAGGAGAAAACUGCUGUAAUCAGUCCUGAUCAGUGUCUAACUCAAUGAUGUCUACUGGACUCCCUGGUGCACCAAAGAUCAUCCAGUUCAAUACUUUCAUUUUACAAAGGGAAGAAUAAGGGACCCAGAAAUUGGAUCACACUGUGACUUUUGAAGGCACUAGGCAUACACACACACACACACACACAAAUAUAUGUUUUAGCAUAUAUAUGAUUUUUAGUAUUUAUGUAUAGUUCAUUUAUACUAUUUAUAUAGAUCUUCAUUGGUGUCAGGGCGAAUAUAUUCUGGAUAACUGAUCCUUUUAACAAUGCAAUCUAUGUGUCUUGCUUUCUGGUAGAAAUAAAACAUCUUCAAGGGCCCUUAAAAGCAUGGUGACUGUAGGCCAGUGAUGAUGAACCUAUGGCAUGUGUGCCGCAGUGGGUACGCAGAGCCCUCUGUCAACAUGCGAGCCAAUUCACCCCAGAAGUCAAGCACCAGGUAACAGUUUUGUUUUUUUAAACUAAAACCUCAGUAGUCAGGUUUAACUGCAGAGUUGGCACUUUGUGAUAAAUAAGUGGGUUUUGAGUUGCAGUCUGGGCACUUGGUCUCUAAAAGGUUUGCCAUCACUGCCUUAGGCACUGUGGCUACUUUACCUGAUGGAUAAGUCAAACCUGUAUCUCAGUCACCAGUGUGACCAUGGUGCAGCAAAGGUCUGUGUCUAACACCCAAGCCCUGUUCCUCUUCCUUCCCUCCCUGGAACAUGCGCUGAGAUCCUGCUACACAGAAUGUGUUUACUUCAGAGUUACCCACCACGGUUAAACAAUAUAAGCAUGGACUCUACCCCAAGGGGAAAAGGAGAAUAGCAAAUACCUGUGGGGCUUUCUCAGUCAUUUUCUGACAUGGAAACAAGGCACAACUUUAGGAUGGUCAAGUCAGAGAAUCCUAAAUAGAGUUAACAAAUCUUGGAAAGUCAGGUGUGUUAACUAAAUGCAUAAUUGGAUUUCUAUCUGUGUUGAUGCUUAAACAUACCUGAAACUAACUUAUUAUCUUGAUGACUAAAAUCAAAGCAAUGAGAAUAGGUGAUAAUAUUAAGAGCCAGUCUAAAGACUAACUUCACCAUCCCCACAUCUGGGCAUGAACUCAUUCCUGCAGUCCAUCCAAGAGUACUAAUUGACAUUAUUUGACAGGCAGGAAAUUCUAGAGCCUAGAAAGAGAAACAAUGGAAGAGGGCUAAGUUAAACUGGCAUUCCUAUAUGAUCUAUGUCCAGUUAUCAGGUUUGUUUGUGGAAAAAUGCAGAGAGAAGAAUAGGGUUCCGGCAAUGUUCUCAUUUUUAAGAGAUGCAAUCUAGAAAAGAAACUCUACGACGGUGUUGGCAAACCUAUGGCACGCAUGCUGCAGUAGGCUGUUUGUAUCAUUGAAAGCUCUAAAAGGUUCAUCAUCACUGGUCUAUGAGAACACAAUGCUCUAAAAUGAACACAGUCACACUUGGUCAUGGAAAGGUCAGUUCUUCUCAGCCUCAGGUGGCCUUGUCUAGAUCUAGUUAAAGAAUCUACACGAGAGGUUGUUAAACAGAACUCUCAUAAGAGUAUUAGUCUUGUUUCUGGUGUAAAUGAGGAUAGUCAUAACUGUCACCAUUUUUGAUUGUUUAUAUCUGUCCUUGGAAGUAACAUUUUAACAAACAUUUCAAAAAUUUUAGAGGUUAUCAUGUUUAUGAAAAAAAAAAUCCUUGUCCAAAAGUAAUCUGAUUAACUUGAACUGAGAAUUUAAUGCCUAGCUGUAAGAAUGCAAUUGACUUCUCUACAUUUCUUAACUUUACUAGCAGUGUUUUUCCUCUCACUCAGCUUUCCUUUUCUCAUAUUCAUAAUGGGAAAACAAAAGUUCAUAACUUUGGUAAAUGUUUUAACAAUUAAAUUGAAAUUCUCCAUCUUAUUUAAAAUAAGAGUCAAUGCUGACUAUGGACAAAUGGGUGGGCUUUGUUGUCCCACUGCGCACUACAAAUUCUCCAGAUCACAAUACAGUCAAGUCCAUACUAUUGAGUCUGGUAGAAGAUGACAGCAAUAAAAAUUGCUAAAU
Heterocephalus glaber (naked mole-rat) is the source of this 4966-nucleotide messenger RNA. The record is from RefSeq and is a predicted model, not a curated record. Lineage: Eukaryota; Metazoa; Chordata; Mammalia; Rodentia; Bathyergidae.